AUGGAGCUAUCAGAACAUCCACGCCGGAGAACUCGAUCUUCGCAACAUGAGUCCUUCCAAAGCCUAGGAGAACCAUCCAAUGCGUCCGUGACAACUGCCUUGGAACACCAAGCGAACGAUAUAGUACCUCUUGUUCCUCAUGGCGAUCAUUCAUUGGGAUUUGUCGACAUUUACCAAUCCUUGACACCGCGACAAGUCGGAGUUAUUGCAGUCGGAUCGGCGAUCGGAACAGGGUUGAUGAUUGGGACAGCACGGGCUCUGACAAUGUUUGUUACAUGCGACCCGGCUGCUAUGAUGAUUUCCUACACUUUCGUCGGAUUCGCGGUAUACCUGGUGUUGCUCGCCCUGGGUGAAGUGGCCGCGUGGUUACCAAGACCUUACACUGUGGCUGAUCAAGCUGUGCGAUUUGUUGACCCAGCUCUUGGUUUCAGUGUGGGUUGGAUAUACUGGCUCAAGUAUGCCAUUGUCACGCCUAAUCAGUUGACAGCCGCCGCACUGGUCAUAUCGUACUGGAUUGAUCCUGAGUGGAUUAAUCCGGGCAUUUGGAUCACAGUCUUCCUAUCUGUAAUUACCAUUCUUAAUUUCGUUUCUCACGGACUUCCGAGCCAGGUCGAAUUCUACGUGUCCUCGUUCAAGCUCCUCGUCAUGUCAGCUCUGAUGAUUCUGUCUCUGGUCAUUGCUUUGGGCGGUGGACCAGACCAUCACCGUCGAGGCUUUAAGUAUUGGAGCAUGUCACCAGAAUUCACUGCCUCUGGCGUUCAAUUUAAUCGAGGAUUGUUGGAGAAAUUCUUGGAGAUCUGUGCAACUAUGUCUUCAGCUACGUUCGCGUUUAUUGGCAGUGAGCGAUCGGGGCUUAUGGUCCGGGCGCCCAAUGUACGGAAGGCUAUAUCUCGCGCCAUCAAGCAUACCUUUUAUCGCGUGUUAGUAUUUCAUCUACUGGGCAUCACGCUACUAGGUAUGCUUGUGCCCCGAAACUCGACCAAACUGGCCUUUUCCAGGGAAAUGGGGAAGCGAACCUCUGGUACAGCAGCUUCUCCCUUUGUCGCUGCCAUCUGGCUGUCCGGCAUAGCCAUUGUGCCUGAUAUUCUGAACGGAUGUAUAUUAUUGUUUGUGCUGUCAAUCGCCAACUAUGAUCUUUACCUGGCUACCAAAGCCAUGUGCGAUCUCUCCCUGAAGCACCGUGCCCCUGCGUUUCUCAUGCGCACCAACCGCCGAGGAGUUCCAAUCUACGCUCUCAUUACCUGCUCGAUAGUCUCCACAUUAGCGUAUGUCAACAUUACCAAAGACUCCCACCUUGUCUUCGGAUACUUCGUCGACAUGGUCACCAUGCUAGGUAUUCUUGUUUGGGCAUCAAUCCUCAUCACCCAUAUUGCAUUUGUGCGUGCGCGCAAAGCGCAAGGCAUCCCCGACGAGAGUCUUACUUUCCGCGCCCGCUUCGGUCUCGCUGGAACAUGGCUCGCAUUGGUUCUUUGUCUCUUCAUCGCCGUGACGCUUGUCGUCGUGGCUCGCAGUAAACAUGUCAAUCCGAAAGAUGCAGAUAUGUGGACAGGCAAGUUGGAUGUUCGAAUCACGCGACCGGGGACAGAUAUAGAGAUUGUAUUAGAAUAG
This is a messenger RNA of Penicillium malachiteum, 1608 nucleotides long. Its product is annotated as putative amino acid permease. Gene Ontology annotation, molecular function: amino acid transmembrane transporter activity. The transcript has 5 exons. The record is from RefSeq and is a predicted model, not a curated record. Gene Ontology annotation, biological process: amino acid transmembrane transport. The coding region runs from base 1 to 1608 and encodes 535 amino acids. Lineage: Eukaryota; Fungi; Ascomycota; Eurotiomycetes; Eurotiales; Aspergillaceae. Gene Ontology annotation, cellular component: membrane.